AUGGUCAACAGUACUAUCAAUUCAACUAGCAAGCUCGUGACCUUGUGCUCGGUUGUCGCAUCUGCGGUGAGCCCAGUCUUUGCGGCUCCAUUCAUCAAAGACACUGUCGCACAGAAGAGGCAAUCACAAGGAGCGCCUUGCGCCGAUGUACAUAUCUUCCUGGCUAAGGGCUGGAACGAACCCUAUCCGGGGCGACAGGGCAAACUUGCAGGAGCGAUUUGCUAUGGCCUCGACAGUUGUGACUACGAGGAUAUCAUCUACUACAACACUCCUGACGCAGAUUACUGUGCGUCAGUCACCCAAGGCAAUACCAAUGGUGUCGCUCAAAUGACCGCAUAUGCUGCGCGUUGCCCGGACUCACGCCUAGUGCUCAGCGGAUACUCUCAGGGCGCAAAUGUCGCUGGUGACGUUCUCGGUGGCGGCGGUGGCAACUUCGGAAACGAAACGGUAUAUUGCACUGUUGGUGAGACUCCCGGGCUGGACAGAGCAACAAGUCCUGGCGACAAAGUCGCCGCCGCGCUCAUCUUCGGGGACAACCGGCACGUCGCAGGUCAAACGUACAACAUUCUCUCCGGCGCAGAUAUCUCAGCCAACAAUCCACGAUUCCCCGACUCUCUCGCACGCAUGAACGAAUUCUCAGAUAUCCUUCGAUCGUACUGUGUCGACACUGACCCCGUCUGCGCCGCUGCCGGACCCGGACCUUUUGUGACCGAAACCCACCUGAACUAUUUCGAUCUGUAUUCCGACGACGCGGCAGCUUGGGUCAAGUCGAAGCUUGCAUGA
Molecule: messenger RNA, 783 nt
Organism: Exophiala aquamarina CBS 119918
Lineage: Eukaryota; Fungi; Ascomycota; Eurotiomycetes; Chaetothyriales; Herpotrichiellaceae
Exons: 2
Coding region: 1-783 (260 amino acids)
Molecular function (GO): hydrolase activity
Source: RefSeq, a predicted model, not a curated record